CAAUUAACAUUAGCCACGUUUUUGUUUCUCUCUUUUCAAAAGUCAUAAUUGUCAUACCAAUCACUUCUGUCUAGCUAGGAGCAUUCCUUAGAACCAAUCAAAAUAUUCCCACAAAGUGUUGGAGUAUAAAUACUGGAGACUCCCACAACACUCCACCUUCCUUUUACCUCUUUCUGUUCAAAUCUCCCUCAGUUUUCUGGGCAAUGGUUUUUUGGCUUUGUGGGUUUUCUUGAUUUUUGUAAGCAGAAACCAUAGCUAAUCCUUGUGAUGAUCAUGAUAUGAGUUUGGCAAUCCUUCUGCGUCGAAUUCGUCUUCUUCAAUCUUUUUCGGUUGUUUUUCUAUUUUGGUUUUAUGUUUUCUCAUGAACUAGCCCUCCCAUAAUUGACCUCCAUCUCUCGAGAUAAAAAUCUACUACAUAACUCUUGUUUUCAAAUAUCUGUUUUUAUUGUCCAUUGAACCAGAUACCGAGUUAUAAAAAAGAAAGCAUCCGCCUUCGAUUGCGAAAAUGGUGAAACAUAGUUCAAGCUCAUCAUCAGAAGGGGAUGCACUACUUGUGGAUGAGAAGAAGAGGAAGAGAAUGCUUUCGAACCGUGAAUCGGCGAGGAGGUCGAGGAAGAGGAGGGAGGAGCACAUCAAGGAUCUCAACAGCCAAAUCACAUUUUUCAGGAACAAUAACAGUGAGAUCGCCAAGAAAGUCAAUUCCAUUUCACAGAAAUUUAUGGCUGUAGAGUUGGAAAACCAAAGGUUGCUAAAGGUUAGGGAUGAAUUGACAAAGAGGUUGGAGUCUUUGGAAAUUGUUUCCAGUUAUGUUUGUGGGAAUCCGGAAGACCUUUCCCAGUAUAAUUCACAGCCCUGGAUUCUUUCGAACAAAUCUGUGCCUCUCAUGGCUUCUGUCGGAACGUUUCGAUUUUGAUAUCCUUGCAACAAUAAAAAAAACUCUACCAGAAUGAUGUGACAAUGACAUCGUGGUAAAAUAGAAUUAUCUCUGAACGGUGUUUUAUUGUGAAGUGGAAGGAUUACAUUCAAUCAUAUCAUUUUGGACAGAAAUUCUGUGUCUUUUUACAUGUGAAGUAUCAGCCAUAUGAUGUUUUUGGCCAAUGUUUGUGUAGCCAAUAAGAAUCUUAGCGGAACGAGAACUGAGAUUGUUUCUCUGAAUAGGUUUUUUAGGUUGAGUUUCUGUUUUACUUGGUUUGCUCUGCUGCUCUUUUGAAAUAGUCAUGGGUAUAGUUCUAAAUUGUAAUUACUUGCCUAAGACUGAUGAAUUUAUCUCAAUUCAUUUGUUUCUGUA
Messenger RNA from Rhododendron vialii, 1288 nucleotides. Its product is annotated as bZIP transcription factor 2-like. The record is from RefSeq and is a predicted model, not a curated record. Gene Ontology annotation, molecular function: DNA-binding transcription factor activity; transcription cis-regulatory region binding. Gene Ontology annotation, biological process: positive regulation of DNA-templated transcription. Bases 506 to 913 code for a protein of 135 amino acids. The transcript has a single exon. Lineage: Eukaryota; Viridiplantae; Streptophyta; Magnoliopsida; Ericales; Ericaceae. Gene Ontology annotation, cellular component: nucleus.